AUGGAAAAUGACUUGAUGAAGAAUAUAAUCAUCAUUAGAGUAAGUGAAGACCUCUCCUACUUGACCAAACUUGGCUGGUUCAACGAGCAAGGUGGUGGCUCCCUCAGAAGCAUCCUUCUAAGGUCCCUUUUGUCUGAGCCCACAUUCAAAGUCACAGUCCUCACCAGAGAAUCAUCCAAAGCGCGCGGCAGUAUCCCUUCGACCGCGUCUGUAAUCACCAUCGCCGACUCCUACCUACUUGAGAACCUCAUUAAGGCCUUCAAGGGCCAGGAUGCAGUCGUGAACGCGAUCACCAGUUUCUCUGUCGCCGAGCAGCACAAAUUUAUUGACGCCGCGAUCGCCGCCGGGGUCAGGCAUUAUGUGCCUUCUGAGUAUGCGCUGGAUAACAAUACGCCCGAAGCGCAGGAACUAUCACCCGUAUUCAAAGACAAGGCGACGGUGCAGCAACAUGGAUACACCGACUCAUGGCUGAUUGUGCCAAGGUCCCCGCGCAAUAGCUUCCCCGGCUUACACUAUCCCAGCCGUAUCAUCACCUUCACCGACGACGGCGAGGGUUCCUUUUCCACGACCACGCUGGACAACACGGCUCUGGCGCUGAACCGCGUCCUCCUCAAUCCCAGCACGACGGCCAACCAAAUUAUCUUCACCAGUGACUUUGCCACCACACAAAAGGAGCUCGUUGAGACGAUCGAGCGACUCACUGGCGAGAAAUGGGAGCGCAAGUCGAUCAGCACCAACGAGGCUAUUCCUGCUUUGAAGAAACGAUGGGAAAAUGGUGAAGCGUAUGCAGGAUAUGGCCUCAUUAACAUCGGUUUUACCAAGGGAACCUACAGUGGCCACUUUGAGCCUGUCGGGCAAGUGAGGAACAAGGAGUUGGGGCUGCUAAAGAAAAACCUUGAGCAGGUGGUGAAGGAGGCUUUGGCCGAGGUGGGACAUCCUGGGUUUUGUUCCUAA
Aspergillus thermomutatus is the source of this 954-nucleotide messenger RNA. Its product is annotated as aromatic alcohol reductase. The record is from RefSeq and is a predicted model, not a curated record. Bases 1 to 954 code for a protein of 317 amino acids. Lineage: Eukaryota; Fungi; Ascomycota; Eurotiomycetes; Eurotiales; Aspergillaceae. Gene Ontology annotation, molecular function: oxidoreductase activity. The transcript has 3 exons.